AUGGAGGCGGAACUCCAGGCCAAAAUUCCUGGUCUUGACCAUGUCAUCUCCGAAUAUUCGGUGGGCUACUUGACCCAUGCUUCGAAUCUUUAUGUCGAAGAUGUCAAUGCCCCAUCGCCCCUUACAGAAGCCGCCGAGACUGUAACCGAACUGCUCGUCUCUGCCUCGGGAGAUUUCUCUUCUCAAAACCGCGAUGCAAUCAGCAACUUGGUGGAAAAGUUUAUCACAUCUUUAAGUGUUUCCAAUGGAGUUGAUGCGGAACGGAGGCAAAUGCCUUUCGCGGCCAAAAAGCUCGAUCAGGCUAUCAAUGUUGGCUCCCAACGGAACAUGUCUUCAACCCUUGGACUGUCAGGCACGACCGUGGACUUGGAGUCGGCCAAUGCCAGGAAGGUCGAGUCCCGUGUGGACAAGAAGAAAUUGGAGAAGGCCGAACGGAAGAUUCGAGCCAAGCAAGAAAAGAAGCAGAUGAAGACUGUACAGUACGAGUCUUCUCGUUUGCUCAACCAGCCAGACGAGACUAUGACCUACGAAGAGUUCUUCAUGACUGUCAACCCUCUUCAAUUGGGCUCAGACUCGCAAUCAAAAAGCAAGGAUGUCAAGCUGGACAAUAUCGACAUUUCGGUUGGUGGUAUGCGCAUUCUGACCGAUGCUGCUUUGACGCUCGCCUAUGGUCGUCGGUAUGGUCUUGUGGGUCAGAACGGUAUCGGUAAAUCGACUCUGUUGCGGGCUUUGAGUCGGAGAGAAGUCGCCAUUCCAAAUCACAUUUCUAUUCUCCACGUUGAACAAGAGAUUACGGGUGAUGAUACCCCGGCGCUUCAAGCUGUCUUGGAUGCCGAUGUAUGGCGGAAGCAUCUAUUGGCGGAACAAGAUAAAAUCUCGAAACAAUUGGCUGUCAUCGAAGAGGAAAGAUCGUCGCUGGCAGAUACUUCCCAGGAUGCGGCUAGACUGGAUCACGAACGGGAAGGCCUGGAUAUAACUUUGAGUGAUAUCUAUUCUAAGCUGUCUGAGAUGGAAUCCGACAAGGCAGAAUCACGGGCCGCUAGUAUUCUGGCUGGUCUUGGUUUCUCCCAGGAACGACAGCAGUAUGCCACCAAGACAUUUUCUGGUGGUUGGCGAAUGCGUCUUGCUUUGGCUCGUGCUCUAUUUUGCGAGCCGGAUCUGUUACUUCUUGACGAACCGUCGAACAUGUUGGAUGUUCCGUCCAUCACCUUCUUAUCGAACUAUCUUCAGGGAUAUCCUAGCACCGUUCUGGUUGUGUCUCACGAUCGUGCUUUCUUGAACGAAGUUGCCACCGAUAUUGUUCACCAGCACUCUGAACGAUUGGAUUACUACAAGGGUGCUAACUUUGAAUCUUUCUAUGCCACAAAAGAGGAACGAAGGAAGAUGGCCAAGCGCGAAUAUGAGAAACAAAUGGCUGAAAGAGCACAUCUCCAAGCUUUCAUUGACAAAUUCCGUUACAAUGCAGCCAAGUCUUCGGAAGCCCAGUCGAGAAUCAAGAAACUUGAGCGCAUGCCCGUUCUUGAAGCACCAGAGAGCGAAUAUGUUGUACACUUCCAGUUCCCAGAUGUGGAAAAACUUUCGCCUCCUAUCGUUCAAAUGACCGAAGUCUGCUUCGGUUACACCAAGGAAAGGCCACUUCUUAAGGAUGUCGAUCUCGAUGUCCAGCUCGAUUCACGUAUUGGAAUUGUCGGACCCAAUGGUGCUGGUAAAACCACCAUGUUGAAGCUUCUUACGAACCAGUUGCAACCCACAAAGGGUUUGAUCUCCGCACACUCUCGGUUGCGUAUCGGUUUCUUCGCCCAGCACCACGUGGAUGCGCUGGACUUGACUACCAGCGCUGUUAGCUUCAUGGCGAAGACGUACCCUGGCAAGACUGAUGAGGAGUAUCGAAGACAUUUGGGCGCUUUCGGUAUUACCGGUACUACUGGCCUCCAGCGCAUGGAACUUCUUUCAGGAGGUCAAAAGUCUCGUGUUGCAUUCGCAUGCUUGUCGCUGACCAACCCCCAUAUCCUGGUUCUUGACGAGCCUUCUAACCACUUGGAUAUUGAAGGUAUGGAUGCACUGUCUGAUGCCCUCCAAAGGUUUGAGGGUGGUGUGGUCAUGGUUUCACACGACGUGACUAUGUUACAAAACGUGUGUACCAGUCUCUGGGUCUGCGACAAGGGCACUGUACACAAAUUCGACGGCGAUGUCAAGGCUUAUAAGAAGAUGAUCAGCUCGCAGGCCGACGAAGCCGGGGUUGUAGCAAAACAUUAG
Penicillium macrosclerotiorum is the source of this 2256-nucleotide messenger RNA. Its product is annotated as putative AAA family ATPase GCN20. Gene Ontology annotation, molecular function: ATP binding; ATP hydrolysis activity. Lineage: Eukaryota; Fungi; Ascomycota; Eurotiomycetes; Eurotiales; Aspergillaceae. The transcript has 8 exons. The coding region runs from base 1 to 2256 and encodes 751 amino acids. The record is from RefSeq and is a predicted model, not a curated record.